CAUGGUGUCAGGCACUAGGCCAACAUGAUCAAAGCGUAUUUGGUCAAGGUGAACAUAUGCACAUAGUCUUAGUUUUGAGUAGAUUGCGUUUUAAGUUACGUACCACUCACUGCCUUAUACUUUCAGGACAGAAGGGUUCUCAGCUACCAGUCUCGUGGUUGGUUGAGGUUUAAACCACCUGCCGUUGGCGUAGUAAAUGAAUAUAGGAAGACUGAGUAUAUGUAUGACCAUGGUUCUAAUUCAAUGGUAUUCAUUCUCUCUAUUGUGGGCAUUGGCGCGGAACAGAUACAAAGUAUCAUGGUUUACCAACCUGAAAAAGGUGGCAACUACAAACUUGUACAUAACAUAUCUGCAUCAGCUGUUGAACUAAGUUCGUUUGUGCAUAAAUUGUAUGAUAUGAAAAUGUUAUUAAUAUGUGAACAUGGUGACAGUACACUAAAUUCAGCGAUGUUUUAUAAGUCAUUUGACAUAAUGACUGGCCAAAUAAGAAAAAUUAUGAUUCCCUGGGGUAACCCUUGUUCACAUAGUAGCGUAAAGUCUUUAGAACCCCUUUUAUUUAAUGACAAAAUCCUAAUCGGAUGUGUGAGUGGUGGGAGACGUAAGGGAUAUCACACAUUAUUUAACAUAACAUGGCAAAAUGGAACGGGGUCGCUUUCAGCUGGACCUAGUUGGAAUGAAAACUAUCACGAGCUUUUCAACAUUCCAGAUGGUAACAUAAUAGAGUUUAUCUCAUCGCCGAAAGGUUCGAUUUCUAUUCGUCCUUUCCUUCCAAUGGCGAACCAGGGCAGGUAUAUCUAUGUGCCACGAGGAUCGAGACUUUGCAAGAAAUUCUUUUUUGAGAAGCAAGCAAUCUAUCAACUCUUAUUCUAUGACAGAGAUAAUUUUCUGGUCCGAGAACAGGGUAUAAAAAUGUUCAGAAUCCGCUGUGUUCCACUGAAUCCUUGGACCAGAGAAUACUCCUUUGGACCGGAGAUAAAGGUUAACAUUAAGUAUGGACGUAUACCGGAUCCUGGUGGGUUCGAACAGUCGAUGGUGAUGGACAACACAGGCAAUUUGAUUUCUCCAAUUCCCGAGAAUGAAGUUAACGGCAGAAGGACAAAAAGGAGGACAUUUAAGUACUUUCUUUUUUUCAAGUCAGUUUAUUAGAAAAUACUAGGAAAUGAAGAAUUCGGCUCCGCCUGACCAAUUUUUAUUUUGUGAUGAAUUCCCCUGUCAUACUCUUACCACGACAGUCAUCCUUGGAUCAACAGCAGAAUAGAGACGAUUCUCUAAUAUACAGUCGAUGGAAACCAGACGACCACACAUUCACCACCUAUAGAGACCCAAGUCAUACAUUUCUACCCUCAAUGUAUUAACAUUGCUCAACUUCCAGACAACGCGCGUCGGCGGAGGCUAUGGAGGCUUGCUCUGGAAGUUCAGUACGCAAGUCAUGAAGUUCAGGAUUAUUUUGUUUCGCCGAUGCCCUGUAUUUGGCUACAUCACCGCAACCUCUUUUCCCAGGUCACUAUGCACUCCCCCACUUCCGGAGUUGUCGUUUAGAAUAUGAUCAAUUUUCGUAGCCUGCAGGGAGAACUUGGUCACCUUUUGCAGCCGGCAGGCAAAUUAAGCUGGGCAAAACUCGAUCAGCGUUCGCAGCCAGCAAAUAUGUCAUGCAGAACGUGAUCAGUUUUCGUCGUUAGCAGGCAACCUAUAUCGUGCGGUCAGUUUUUGCGGCAAGCAAAGUAUUUUUGCAGCGUCAGAAGGCAAAGAAUUAUCAGUGUCGUGCCACAUCCUGAGAUACAGAUUUUUGAUACUCCUACCUCGUGUACAAAAAUAUCGAGAAGCGGAGCAUAUUGAAAAUCACUAGUUAUGUCAGGAUGGUCGUGCCAAGGCAAGGAUGUUUUACCUCCUUUGUCGAUCAGAUCAGAACGUCAUCAAUUUUCUCAGUAAGCACAUGAAGGAGGUCGCCCAGUCGUGGAGAACAUCGAGCCAGUUUUUGCAGUCAGUUUGCAAAUCAUGCCGUGCAGAAUGUGAUUAGUUUUUGCAGGCACCGCAGCAAAAAAAAUUAUAUUCUGUCGAACACAACCACCAAGGUGGAAGUUUUGCAUGUCCUCUUCCACCCACCAUCCAAACGGUUCUUCCGUCUAUUGGGGACAAAUAGAACUACCCUGCACUGCAUGUGAAUAGCAACGGCGUCAACAAUCCUUUUGGUGACAGUGUUACUUUAUGUAAUGGCCUUAUUGACUGUGGCCACUGCCUAUAAUGGAAUCUAUGGACCGUGUUAGGCCGCGGGCGGGCAGCCAACCUACUGCGCAGACCAGAAAUAAGACGAGGCUAUAGAUUAAAAUAGCCUAUGCUUGCGUUGUAUAAGUGGUGUGUUCGUGACAAAAUUAUGUAUUUGAUAGGAAGUCCUUGUUUCGAUGAUGUCAAAAGUGGAUGUGUGACCAUCAAAUACUUCAACAACUGAGUAUCAGUCAUCGGCACUGCGCCCCAUAAGUACGAGCGCUCAAGAAAGCGCUUUGAGCGAAUGCCUCUCCCUGGACUGUCGUCGUCGAUUCGGAAAUACUGUACCAGGAAACCAGGAGUGAAAUACGCUCUUCUAACCACGGAGGAGGGAACUGACAUGAGAAACAAGAUGGCGUUGUGUGACUGGUGCAGACGAGAAUUCAGACUUGACAAUAUUGGCUUCGCGAAUGCCCACAGGUUCAUUUUUGUCUCAUCACAGUGGAACAUUCGGCUUGCUUACGUAAUCUACAGAAUAGUUCUGGCCUUGUACCUCUCCGCUUGGAUGACCUAUAGCCUGGUGACCUUUGGCCUCCCCGAGACUAACCAAUGGAAAUGGUUCAUCUACAUCGGGAACUGGUCAUUCUUGGUGUUCGUUGUUUAUGCCCUGAUGUCCGCAAUUAUGACGGUGUAUUACGAAGCAACACACAGAGCCAGAGAACAACAAUACGAAAUUGAAGCUGGGAAAGACCACAUGAUGGAGCAGUUUCUAGCAGACGUUGUUUUGCCCACCAAGGACGUGGCCUCCGUAGGCCUGUCACGAAAUUACAGGGCCUAUUCCACCGAAUCUCUUGAGCCGAUCAUUCCCGAUGAGGAGGAGACGGCCAACAUGUGUCAAAAGAUCUGCUGGGUGUUGUACAAUGUCGCGGCGAACAUUUGCUUUGUGGCAUCCAUUGCUUAUUGGGUACUCAUCUAUGACAAUUCACCGCUAGGUGGCGCUUUGAUACAGACCUACGUUAUCAAUUCUGUAUUAGUUGUCAUCGAUUUGUGUGUGUCCUACAUUUCCAUCCGGAUCGCGCAUGCUUGGAUGGGAAUGGCGUUCUGCGGAUUAUAUGUGGUGUUUUCGUGCGUAUAUUGGAUCCUAGGAGGAACAAAUGUCCAUGGACGACAUUUUAUCUACAAUGAGUUUGACUUCCAAGAUCUUCCUGGUGUAGCUGCAAUAUAUGUGUGCGCUGUAAUUGUUUUCUUUGUACCCGCUGUACAGUGUUUGCUCUAUGCUAUCUAUAGAUUUAGACUGCUGACACGGAAACGGUCUUCUAGGAACUAAAAUUCAAACCUUAAGAGUAAUCAACCAGGCUGGCUGGUUACUCUACAGGCACAGCUCACAGAAUUGAAGAAGUUGUGAGGUUGUGGAACCCAAAUCCACGACGUGAUGAACCGACCAGUUACGACCUUAUUUGCCAGUAUUCAAAUGGCUUUUGCCCAAUACCCCUCAUACAUAACGUACGUACGUACGUAACCGAUCGAAAUAUGUCUACACGAUUGAGUUCGUCCACCUUGGAGAAGAUGGAGACACCCCUGAGUUGCUUGAGCAUCUGGCAUACUUAUUCGAAGGAGAAGCAGGACGAGAACGUCCCGGCUGGUGGCUCUCUUAGUCCUGGCAUGUAUCAUUCAUUUGUCGUCAGGCUACAUCCAUGCUGCAUUCCUUUCCCACGAUGCCAUGCCAUUUCUCCUUACUUGUGCAUGAUGAUGCUGCAAAACUUUACUGUCGCGCAAAUGCAAAGGGGUUUAGUUACCGCCGGUCAAAUGCUUUUGGGAUCUGACACACGAGGGGAGGCGGUAACGGUUUUUUAAAAUUUUCUUCUUUGUGCAUGAAUAUUAAAAGUCAAUAAAUGCA
Lineus longissimus is the source of this 4099-nucleotide messenger RNA. RefSeq names its product protein rolling stone-like. The record is from RefSeq and is a predicted model, not a curated record. Gene Ontology annotation, cellular component: membrane. The coding region runs from base 2507 to 3529 and encodes 340 amino acids. Lineage: Eukaryota; Metazoa; Nemertea; Pilidiophora; Heteronemertea; Lineidae. The transcript has 4 exons.